Ascochyta rabiei is the source of this 1743-nucleotide messenger RNA. RefSeq names its product Polynucleotide adenylyltransferase. The record is from RefSeq and is a predicted model, not a curated record. The coding region runs from base 1 to 1743 and encodes 580 amino acids. NCBI's taxonomy places the organism in Eukaryota, Fungi, Ascomycota, Dothideomycetes, Pleosporales, Didymellaceae. Gene Ontology annotation, cellular component: nucleus. Gene Ontology annotation, molecular function: RNA binding; poly(A) RNA polymerase activity. The transcript has 6 exons.
AUGGCAGAGUCACAGCCCAAGCAGUGGGGUGUCACGGCCCCCAUCUCCACCCAGCAGCCUUCGCAGGCCGACCUGAAGCUGAACGAUGAGCUUGUCGAAGAGCUCAAGAGGCAGAAUGUCUUUGAAAGCCCCGAGGGUUCUGACAUGAGAGUACGAGUGCUGAAGCACCUGCAAGAUGUCGUCAACAAGUUCUGCCACUUUGUCGGCAAGCAGAAAGGCCUGCCACAGUCGACGCUCGACACCAUCGGCGGCAAGAUCUUCUGCUUUGGUAGCUACGCCCUCGGCGUCCACGGGCCCUCCUCUGAUAUCGACACCCUCAUUGUCGCGCCCAAGCACAUCGCCCUUCCAGACUACUUCGACCACUUCGAGCGCAUCUUCAGAGAAAUGUCCAACGAGAAGGACAUCACCGAGAUGAACCCCGUCCCCGAAGCGUUCGUCCCGCUCAUCAAGAUGGAAUACUGUGGAGUCAGCAUCGAUCUUCUCUUCGUCUCGCUCCCCACCAUGACGCAAAUACCAAAAGACCUCGAGGGCGUGGACAAGACCAUGCUGCGUGGCCUCGACGAUACGGCUAUGCGCAGUGUAAACGGAACUCGUGUCACCCUCGAGCUCAUGCAGUCGAUACCCCAGAUCAAGAGCUUCCGCCAUGCCCUGAGGGCGAUCAAGCUAUGGAGUAAUCAGCGAGGCAUAUACGGAGCCGUCUUUGGUUACCCAGGAGGUAUUGCUUGGGCCAUCAUGGUCGCUCGCAUUUGCCAGCUGUAUCCUAUGGCUUGUGGCGCUACUAUCCUCACAAAGUUUUUCAGGCUCAUGGGCAAGUGGCCUUUCCCGCGACCUGUCAUGCUGAAGAAUAUCGAGGAAGGUACAUUGAACCUUCGUGUAUGGAACCCGACUCAGUACCCCGGAGAUCGAGCCCAUUUGAUGCCCAUCAUCACACCCGCGUUCCCGUCCAUGUGCGCCACCCACACAAUUAUGCACUCGACCCUGGAUGUCAUGCGAGAGGAGUUCGAGCGAGCUGAUCAGCUCAUCAACGGUGCGAACGGUAUACUUGAGGGCAAGAAGCAAUGGAAAGACCUGUUCCAGAAGCACACCUUCUUCACAAAGGACCACAAGUACUACUUGAGUGUCAUUGCAGCUAGUCGUACCGAGAAGGCGCACUCUACGUUCUCCGGACUAGUACAAUCCAAGUUUCGCCUACUUUGCAAGAAUAUCGAGGAUGGUCAAUGUGGUAUCGACAUCGCGCGACCUUGGAUGAAGGGCAUUAACCGGUUCCAUCGAUUCGAGACCGAAGAGCAAGCGGAUAAGAUUAUACAAGGAAGCACCGAAUACCAGAUCCCGGCGUCAGAGGUACCGUCUUCCUCAGCCAACGCAGACCCCCCAAAAGGUUUCAUGUACACGACAACCUUUUAUGUUGGCCUGAAGCUAAAGCCUGACGGCACCAAGUCCCUCGACAUUUCGUACCCUGUCAGCGACUUCAGGAACAUCGUGACGACUGCAAAUUCGUACGAAGAAGGUACAACAUCUGUUCGUGUAAUCCACACUCGCAACACCCAACUCCCCGAUGACCUGUUUGGCGAAAACGAGACACGCCCUCAGAAGCCCCCUAAGAAGGAGAAGAAGAAGGACGCGAACAAGGCUGCUAAGCGCCACUUUGCCGAGACAGGGCUCGACGACAGCGAGCAUGCAGCAGCGAAGCGCCAACAGUCCGAACAUGCCACCAACGGGGUAUCCACACCGACGGCGGCAUAG